Molecule: messenger RNA, 582 nt
Organism: Linepithema humile (Argentine ant)
Lineage: Eukaryota; Metazoa; Arthropoda; Insecta; Hymenoptera; Formicidae
Gene: RpS15
Product: ribosomal protein S15
Biological process (GO): translation; ribosomal small subunit assembly
Cellular component (GO): cytosolic small ribosomal subunit; ribosome
Molecular function (GO): RNA binding; structural constituent of ribosome
Source: RefSeq, a predicted model, not a curated record
UUGAGUUCAGUGUCUAUGAUUGAAGCCAUUUUCACCAAACUCCAUCUCGGAGUAAACGUAAAAUUUCUUUUCAUCGAAGGUAUCAGAAACUAUAAACAUGGCCGAGGCUGAUGAAACUCAGAAGAAGAAGAGGACCUUCAGGAAGUUCACCUUCCGAGGAGUGGACCUCGACCAACUCCUGGAUAUGCCAAAUGAGCAGCUGAUGGAUUUAAUGCACGCGAGAGCACGUAGACGUUUCUCUCAUGGUUUGAAAAGAAAAUCUAUGGCACUUGUCAAGAAGCUGCGCAAGGCUAAAAAGGAAACUCCGCCCAAUGAGAAACCAGAAAUUGUCAAGACCCACUUGCGUAAUAUGAUCAUUGUUCCAGAAAUGGUCGGCUCGAUUGUUGGUGUGUACAACGGUAAAACUUUCAAUCAAGUUGAAAUCAAGCCAGAAAUGAUUGGACAUUAUCUUGGAGAAUUCUCUGUUACGUACAAACCUGUAAAGCAUGGUAGGCCUGGUAUUGGUGCUACGCACUCUUCGCGAUUUAUUCCACUCAAAUAAGUGGCAUUUCUUAUUUCAUAUUAAUAAACUAUGAAAAAAUA